Molecule: messenger RNA, 4769 nt
Organism: Oncorhynchus mykiss (rainbow trout)
Lineage: Eukaryota; Metazoa; Chordata; Actinopteri; Salmoniformes; Salmonidae
Product: acetyl-coenzyme A synthetase, cytoplasmic
Biological process (GO): acetyl-CoA biosynthetic process
Cellular component (GO): cytoplasm
Molecular function (GO): acetyl-CoA synthetase activity
Source: RefSeq, a predicted model, not a curated record
AAAUAUGAUCCGCCGCGGUGGUGGUGGGUCAAACGGAGUACACCUCCUGAGCUCCCACGCGUACUACCUUAGCGGUGUCUCUGCGGUUAAACCAACGAGGUUUUUGGACGAACGGUAGACCACCUCCACUUCAGGGCAAAACGGAUACCAUUGCAGAUAAAAAUUUCAUAUUUCAGUAUGAAUGCAAUAGGUGUUGUUUGAAUGGAAGAAGGGUAUAUCAAAUCAAGUGGUGUUCGACCUAGCACGUCGAAACAGAAAGGCCUUGUCUCGCAAGUCCCAGUGAAUCUUGUUUGCUUGCUACUUUCCUAGCUGCUAGGGAGCUAUUGUAUGCUAGCUAAAACGUACAAGGAUUUGAACUCUAGCCAGCUCAAACUGAAAAUGCAGUUGCAUUGAAACACUUUUCUUAGCCAAAAAGUCUAUUUUAUAUUUUAACUUUUUCUAUAGAUGGCUAGUUGAUGUAAGUAGUUCGCUGCUAGUUCAUUUAUUUGGGUUCCACUGCCUAGUAAUAUUGAUUUGAAUGUGCAACCAGCCAACGUUAGCUAGCUGUCAUUUUCUCAGUAGCUAACUACAUUGCUUUAUUAUGCUUCUUUAGCUACCAUAGUUGUAAGCAUUAACGUGGAAGUAGCUAGUAGGAGGCUAAAGGAGCAUCCGCAGUCAAACAAGGAAGUACAUUAAUUUGGCUAACUAGCCCCUGUUUUUGUGCCAGACCAAUGAGAGGGUGACUCACUGGAGGCUGGUUUGAUUUGUACGUUACUAGAGCUGCAUUGGGCACGAGCAAAUUUUUUUUUUUUACCCUCAAACCAUUCUAGGUAAUUUGGCCACUUGUCUCGUAUCUCGACAGCUAAUCGAUAGGUAGGAUAGCUAGCUAGUCAGGCAGCUGACUCGAGGGCAAAAUGAUUCCAGACAAAGCACCAAAGGAGGACGUUUUUCAUGCAGGAGGAGCCUUGAAGAAGAAUGCUCAUGUUCCCAACUUUGAAAAUUACAAAGAACUCUACCUGAAAUCCAUUGAAAAUCCCGAUGAGUUCUGGGGUGACAUUGCAAAAGACUUCUACUGGAAGUCGAAGCACACGGGCCAGUUCUUGGACUACAACUUUGACGUGACGAAGGGGGAGAUCUACAUCAAGUGCAUGGAGGGGGCCACCACCAACAUCUGCUACAACGUCCUUGACCGCAACGUUCAUGAGCGGAAGCUUGGGGACAAAGUGGCGUUCUACUGGGAAGGGAAUGAGCCUGGCGACAUGAUGAAGGUGACCUACAGAGAGCUGCUCCAGCAGGUGUGCCAGUUUGCCAACGUGCUCAAGUCCCAGGAGGUGAAGAAGGGGGACCGUGUGUCAAUCUACAUGCCCAUGGUGGUGGAGCUGGUGGUGGCCAUGCUGGCCUGCGUCCGCAUCGGGGCUGUGCACUCAAUCGUGUUUGCAGGCUUUUCGGCAGAGUCGCUGUGCGAUAGGAUCCUGAACUCCCAGUGCUCGUUGCUGAUCACGGCCGAUGGGUUCUACAGAGGAGAUAAGCUGAUCAACCUGAAGGUGAUCGCUGACGACGCGCUGCAGAAAUGCAGGGACCGGAGUUUCCCAGUUCAGAGGUGUAUCAUGCUGAAACAUCUGUCCAAGGAGGUGGAAGCCAUUCCCCUGGUCUCCCAGUCCCCCCCUGCCAAGCGGCCCUGUCCUGACCUGCAGCAGGAGAAACAGAGAGACGGCGUCAAGAAAAUUCGUCCCGUUCCUCAGGUGCCGUGGAACCCAGAGGUGGAUCAGUGCUGGCACAGCUUGCUGAGCGGCGUGUCUGACGAGUGCGAGCCGGAGUGGUGUGACUCUGAGGACCCCCUUUUCAUCCUCUAUACCAGCGGCUCCACGGGGAAACCCAAGGGUGUUCUACACACCGUCAGUGGCUAUAUGCUCUACGUGGCCACCACCUUCAAGCUGGUGUUUGACUACCAGCCUGACGACGUGUACUGGUGUACGGCCGACAUCGGCUGGAUCACGGGCCACUCCUACAUCACCUAUGGACCCCUGGCCAACGGUGCCACCAGCGUCCUGUUCGAGGGUCUGCCCACCUACCCGGAUGUGAGCCGCAUGUGGGAGAUAGUGGACAAGUACCAAGUUACCAAGUUCUACACGGCGCCCACAGCCAUCCGCCUCCUCAUGAAGUAUGGCAGCGAGCCCGUCCAGAAGUACAAUCGGGAGUCUCUGAAGGUGCUGGGGACGGUGGGGGAGCCCAUCAAUCCAGAGGCGUGGCAGUGGUACUACAGCGUGGUCGGGGAAAAGAGGUGCCCUGUGGUCGACACCUUCUGGCAGACUGAGACCGGUGGCCACGUGUUGACUCCUCUUCCUGCUGCCACGCCCAUGAAGCCUGGCUCUGCUACCUUCCCUUUCUUUGGAGUUGUCCCAGCCAUUUUGAAUGAGUCUGGGGAGGAGCUGGAGGGACCAUGCGAGGGUUACCUAGUGUUCAAACAGCCCUGGCCAGGAGUCAUGAGGACGGUGUAUGGCAACCACCAGAGGUUUGAGACCACCUAUUUCCAGAAAUUCCCUGGAUACUACGUCACUGGUGAUGGUUGUCAUAGGGACAAGGAUGGUUACUACUGGAUCACAGGGAGGAUGGAUGACAUGUUGAAUGUCUCAGGCCAUCUGCUGAGCACGGCAGAGGUGGAGUCAGCCCUGGGAGAGCACGCGGCAGUGGCCGAGGCAGCAGUGGUGAGCCGGCUGCACCCUGUCAAGGGGGAGAGUCUCUACUGCUUUGUCACGCUCACCGAUGGAGUCGGGUUCAACCACACCCUGGAGGCCGAGCUCAAAAAACAAGUGAGAGAGAAGAUUGGUGCCAUUGCCACCCCCGACUUCAUACAGAAUGCCCCAAGCCUUCCAAAGACCAGAUCAGGUAAGAUCAUGCGGCGCGUGCUACGUAAGAUUGCCCGUAACGAGCGGGACCUGGGGGACUUGUCCACCCUAGCCGACUCCUCGGUCAUCGAGCAGCUCUUCCUGAACCGCUGCUGUGGCGCAGUGUGAGCUUCCACCUGCAGAGGGAGCCAGAGAGCCCUGCCAGGGCAAAGCUGGAAGGAAGGGGAGGAAGAGUUGCAGAAGGAGAUGCAUGCAUUGAACUGUAGAGCCAUCACUGUGGGGCUCAAGCCAAAACUGGGUUUGAGGAAUCACAUCCCUCUAGUUUGUCAGGAGUUUCAGUUCUCCCCAGUUAUAAAGUACAGUUGAUGUACUAUUAGAUUCAAAGUUUGCUUUUUUUCAUUUGAACUAUGUAGACUUUUGUCAUUUUGUUUAAUUUUCUUUGCAGGUUGACAUAGGAUCGCUAUGUGUGUUUGUGUCUGCAUGCUUGAAAUGUUUUAAGUUGUUGGUGUAUUUUCUACUCCCUCUGUAAUCUAGAGACAGAGGGAGUUUGUUAGUGUGUACAUCUCUUUUAGUCUGUGAGUGUGGGAUGAUUGUACUAGAAAGAAAAGGUCACAUUUUGAAAAAAACAACUGUUAUGGUGCCUACCUACUGGACGUCAGCCCCCGGUGCUGUGGUAGAACGUUGCUGUCAUUGAUGAACAAAUGUCAAGGGGGGGUACAUAUUUGGCAUAGAUGCAAGGGCCUGUUAUUGCCCUUUAUGUCAUAGGACCUCGCUUAUACAUGAUUGUAGCUCUAAUGAAGACUUGUUUAUUUCAAAGUGGGACCAACAUAAAAUGCAGGACCCGUUUAGAUUAUUAUUAAUUUAAAAAAAAUGUAAUAGCAGAACUGCCAUUGUGUUCAUGUGCCAACAUAACAUUGAAGCUGGAUGUUAUAAUCGUGUCGGUUACAUUUUUUAAAAUUUAUUUUGAAAUAACUUCUGGUAUUAGGGCCUGGGCAAAAAUGUUUUUACGUUUUGCAAUUUUAUCUUUUUGUUGCCCCUUUGUAUCAAAGCGACAUGCAAUAACUCAUUUUAAUUUGACUUGACUACUUCAUCUAGUUUUAGUGGUCGUUAUUUUGGAUGGAACCUGGGUUGCAUUCACUAGGCACUACUUUCUUUUGCAUACCCUGAUGAAUACAACCCUGUCCUGGGCAUGUUGGAGUGCUGUAAAUAAUUUUAUUAAUUCAUUUGCAUCUCUCAUCUCGCACCUCUUUGUGCAGUUUGUCUUGACCUUUCUUACAUUCUCCAGUAGAUGGUGCUAUAACAUGAUUUCUGAAAUCCUCAGGUUCCUCAACUCUACUACAUCUUUUCCCUGUAGUGUUCUUCUUCUAUAGCCAGUUUGAUCUGUCAGUCAGCAGACAGUUCAAUGGAUAUUAUAUGCACACAAUGAUAGACCUAUACUGUGUCCAGUUGUGUCCAAGUUCUGUAUCUGACUGAACAGGGCAUGAUGCAUAGCAUGGAUGUGAUGGAAUUGUUUAGUUAGAAGCAGAAUACUCUAGGAGACAUGAGUAUCACAGAAAUACUACUUUAAGCACGGCUGCCUGUCGAAACAAAUCCGUGGACGACUUAUCUUUCUUGUCGACAAUUUAGCAUUUUCUGCUAUAAUUGGCAUUAUUUUUCUUCCAAGGAUACAUUAUCAUAAGAUGAGUUAUAAAGUCCUUAAUCUUUCCUUUUUUUUUUUUUAGUAUGGCAUCCAUUUUUCAUAGUUUAAUCUUGGUCAGAAAAUAAAGUGUAUUAUUUAAAAGUGUGAAUGUAUUAUAGAAUACCGGUAUGCUGCUGCUGUAAAUGAAAUACUUCUGCAGAUUGUGUGUGUGUGUGUACAUGCGUCGUGGCCAGGUCGUCAUUGUAAAUGAGAAUAGUUUUCUCAGUUGACUCAUUUGGUUAAAUAAAGGUCAAAUAAAAAGCGUA